AUGGAGCCCCAUGGCUCCAGUGGUCAGCCCAACCAACCUGGGCAUGCAGGCUCCGCCACCCGGAUGGCAAUCCGGCAGCAUUCUGUUGGUGACAUCGAGCGCUCGUUUGAGGAGCUACGGGAGUAUUUGAAAGACGUAAAAGACCACAGAAACCUCUCCUAUUCGAUUAGAGUUGCGGUUCUCCUAGAAGUUAUUGGCAGCCGGAACAAGAUUGCUUCAACUGUGAAGUCUGGGUUCACAGACUACUGGUUGCCAGUGUCGGAAUCAUGCGUGCCAGUGGACCUCAGUCCGGGCGAAUACGACCGAUUUCUGAAAGCACAGCCUUCCUUUCUCGAUGACUCUUUCGACUUGAACGGCCGCCAUCAUCACUUGAGUCAGCAUGCCCUGAGUAAAGAAAGACCAAUAGUCCCACAGUCCCUUAAAUGGAUAAGCAUUAUCGGGCAAGGCGGCUAUGCCGACGUCUCCAAGGUAGAGAGCACUGAUGGAAAGUUCUAUGCACUCAAGAGAAUCCGGCGCCACAAUCGCUACGAUGACGCCAUGGCACAGAUGAAGUCAGUCAAGGAAGAGCUUGAAGUCCUGAAGAGGAUCGACCAUUAUCAUUGUGUUAAGCUCAUGGGCAGCUAUGCGGAUCUUGCGAUAGUUGGCAUAGUCAUGGACCCGGUUGCAGACUGUAACUUGGAUGAAUUUCUAGACAACUUUUCGCAUUCCAAUCCUGUUGACCAACAAGUCGUCCUGGCCAGCUUCUUUGGAUGCCUCGCAACAGCGCUCGAAUACUUGCAUUAUAAGAUGAAAAUACGUCACAAGGACAUCAAGCCCAGGAACAUCCUCGUCAAAGCAAACAGGCUCAUGCUAACCGACUUUGGAAUCUCCCUCGACUGGAGCGAGUCGGGCCAUACAACAACGUUGGAGGAACAAAGGCGCAGUCCUGUUUACUGCGCCCCAGAAGCCGCUGAGGCUAAACCCCGAGAUUCCAACACGGAUAUCUGGUCUCUUGGAUGUGUGUUCCUUGAAAUGGCGGCAGUGUUAAAAGGAAGACCGAGGAGUUUUGUGCAUGACACGCUGAAGAAUUACGGAUCCAAAAAUUUCAGAGACUGUCCCCAAGGAAUCGAAGAGAGCAUUACAACUCUCGAAGCAGAGGGCAAACACUGCGAUGAUAUACCCUUGAUGUGGGUGCGUGCGAUGCUGCAAAGAGCCAAGGACGCACGACCCAACUCUAGACAGCUAAAGCGUAUGAUCAUCCAGUCCCGCGCCCAUACUGACCGUGCCUUCUGUGGAUUUUGUUGUAAUGACGAGCUAGAGGGUUACGGCGAGGCGUCAUCGUCAUCUGCUCCUCAGACCGACAUGGAGGUUACUCAGGACAUUUCACGAGCCGAGACUGUCUCGCAACCAACUCAAUACGACGAAGCCACGCAGCUAGCCGGUGUUCCAGCCAAAAUCCAUGAUCCCCACGGAAAGUGGCACAGCAUCACGGUGAUCAAGCAGCACCGGUCCACCAGGAGCUGGAUACUGCGCAGACUCGCCAACGAGUGCCACCUAAAAGUCGAGCCCGGGCAUCAUCGAGAAGAGUUGGUGUACCAGGGACAACGCUACGAGUCCACGUCGUACACACCGGUCACCUUGUGGACUGGCGGGCACACACGGCGAAGUUCAUGUUGUAUGGUGUUGGACAUGGCUCCCUUUGACAUGCUCGCGGGAAGCGACAUAUGCGCGGACAGCAAUUUGUGA
Pochonia chlamydosporia 170 is the source of this 1725-nucleotide messenger RNA. RefSeq names its product serine/threonine protein kinase. Gene Ontology annotation, cellular component: cytoplasm. The transcript is spliced from 2 exons. The record is from RefSeq and is a predicted model, not a curated record. Gene Ontology annotation, biological process: protein phosphorylation. Gene Ontology annotation, molecular function: protein serine/threonine kinase activity; ATP binding. NCBI's taxonomy places the organism in Eukaryota, Fungi, Ascomycota, Sordariomycetes, Hypocreales, Clavicipitaceae. Bases 1 to 1725 code for a protein of 574 amino acids.